AUGACAGAAAAAAUUGUGAAGUCUGCAGUUCUAGGUUUCCCAAGAAUUGGUGGGAACAGAGAGUUAAAGAAGCACACCGAGAAGUUUUGGUCAGACCGUAGUGACAGGUGGGUUGGUUACGAAGGUGACUCUGGCAAUAAAGAAGAAAAUACUGCUGCUCCUGAUCUUAGCGGGGAAUUGGAGAGAGAAAAAAACUUGAUCCAAGUUGGUAAGGAAAUUAGAGAGAAGAACUGGAAGUUGCAAAAAGAAGCUGAGGUUGACAUUAUUGCUUCCAAUGAUUUCUCCUUCUACGAUCAAGUUUUGGACUUAUCUGUAUUGUUCAAUGUCAUUCCAGAUAGGUACAAGAAAUUUGGACUAACUCCAUUGGAGACUAUGUUUGCAAUGGGUAGAGGUUUGCAAGAGGGCCCAGUUGACGUUACUGCUUUGGAGAUGGUUAAAUGGUUUGACAGUAACUACCAUUACGUUAGACCUACAUUUUCCAACAGUACAGAAUUCAAGUUGAAUGGUCAAAAGCCUGUCGAUGAGUAUUUGGAGGCUAAGGAAUUGGGUAUUGAGACAAGACCUGUUUUGUUAGGUCCUAUUUCUUUCUUGUACUUGGGUAAGGCUGACAGAGACUCUACUGGAUUGAAUCCACUUUCACUGUUGCCAAAACUAUUGCCAGUAUAUGCUGAAAUUCUAAACAAAUUAGCUGCUGCUGGUGCCAAGUCCGUUCAAGUGGACGAGCCAAUUUUGGUUUUAGAUUUGGAAGAUGAUGUCCAAAACACUUUCAAGGUUGCCUACGAUCAACUAGCAGCAGAGACUGAGGUUGAAAUCGUAUUAGCAACUUACUUCGGUACUGUUUCUCCAAAUUUGAAAGCAAUUAAGAACCUGCCAGUUUCUGGCUUCCACUUUGACUUUGUCAGAAACCCAGAGCAAUUUGAUGACGUGAUCUCCAUCUUGAAUGACAAGCAGAGCUUGUCUGUGGGUGUCGUCGACGGCAGAAACGUGUGGAAAAACAACUUUGCCAACUCUUCAGAGUUAGUUAACAAGGCAAUUGAGAAGCUAGGGGCUGAUCGCGUGGUCGUCUCUACCUCUUCUUCUUUGUUGCAUACUCCAGUUGAUUUGGAUAAUGAGAAGAAGCUUGACCCUGAGAUCAAAAACUGGUUGUCUUUUGCAAAGCAAAAGGUCACUGAAGUUGUCACAUUGGCAAAGCACGCUUCCGGUGAGGAUGUUAGUGUCGAGUUUGAGGCGAAUGCUAAGGCUCUAGCUUCCAGGAGCUCUUCUUCAAUCACUAACAACCCAGAAGUUCAGGAUAGAAUCUCUGGGAUCACUGAGAGCCAGUCUACUAGAAGUGCUCCAUUCGAAGUGAGAUCAAAGGAGCAACAAGAAAUCUUCAAGUUGCCACUUUUCCCUUCGACCACUAUUGGAUCCUUCCCACAAACCAAGGAAAUUAGAAUCAACAGAAACAAGUUGGUUAAGGGCGCUAUUUCGGAAAAGGAGUACGAGGGAUUCAUCCAAUCUGAGAUCGAAAAGGUCAUCAGAUUCCAGGAAGAAAUUGGUUUGGACGUGUUGGUACAUGGUGAACCUGAGAGAAACGAUAUGGUCCAAUACUUCGGUGAAAAGAUCAAUGGUUAUGUAUUCACAGUAAACGGUUGGGUGCAAUCAUACGGUUCCCGUUAUGUUAGACCACCUAUUAUCGUCGGUGACCUUUCCAGACCAGCUGCAAUGUCAGUGAAGGAGUCUGUUUACGCGCAAUCCAUCACUACCAAGCCUGUGAAGGGAAUGUUGACAGGUCCUGUGACAUGUUUGAGAUGGUCUUUCCCAAGAGUUGACAUUGACCAAAGAGCUCAGGCUUUGCAAUUGGCCCUUGUUCUAAGAGAUGAGGUCAACGAUUUGGAAGCUGCUGGAAUCAAGAUUAUCCAAGUCGAUGAGCCCGCCAUCAGAGAGGGAUUGCCAUUGAGAAGCGGCAAGGAGAGAAGUGACUAUCUACAAUGGGCUGCCCAAGCCUUCAGAUUGGCUACCUCUGGUGUUGCAAACCAAACCCAAAUACAUUCUCAUUUCUGUUACUCCGACCUUGACCCUAAUCAUAUCAAGGCUUUGGAUGCCGACGUUGUCUCAAUUGAAUUCUCAAAGAAAGAUGAUCCAGGUUACAUCAAAGAAUUCCAAACCUACCCUAACCACAUUGGGUUAGGUUUGUUCGACAUUCACUCCCCAAGAGUUCCUUCAAAAGAAGAAUUCAUAGAGAAGAUCGAGACUAUUAUGAAGUAUUACCCAGCAGAGAAGUUUUGGGUUAAUCCAGACUGUGGUUUGAAAACUAGAGGCUGGCAAGAAACCAAAGAAUCUCUAACAAACAUGGUUGCCGCUGCCAAGGUCUUCCGUGAACGUUAUGAAAAGUAA
Eremothecium sinecaudum is the source of this 2376-nucleotide messenger RNA. It is a transcript of the gene MET6, whose product is annotated as 5-methyltetrahydropteroyltriglutamate-homocysteine S-methyltransferase. The transcript has a single exon. The record is from RefSeq and is a predicted model, not a curated record. Gene Ontology annotation, molecular function: 5-methyltetrahydropteroyltriglutamate-homocysteine S-methyltransferase activity; zinc ion binding. Lineage: Eukaryota; Fungi; Ascomycota; Saccharomycetes; Saccharomycetales; Saccharomycetaceae. The coding region runs from base 1 to 2376 and encodes 791 amino acids.